This is a messenger RNA of Kuraishia capsulata CBS 1993, 2205 nucleotides long. RefSeq lists its product as uncharacterized. Gene Ontology annotation, cellular component: piccolo histone acetyltransferase complex. The record is from RefSeq and is a predicted model, not a curated record. The transcript has a single exon. Gene Ontology annotation, biological process: regulation of transcription by RNA polymerase II. NCBI's taxonomy places the organism in Eukaryota, Fungi, Ascomycota, Pichiomycetes, Pichiales, Pichiaceae. Bases 1 to 2205 code for a protein of 734 amino acids.
AUGGCACUUCCAUCUGCUGCCGGUGCCCGGUUUCGUCAGCGAAAGAUCUCUGUGAAGCAGACGCUCUCAAUAUGGAAGCAAUCUGAUUUGCCUGAUCUUGAAACCGAGGACCAACAGCGAGAGUUACAGCAGUUUGAAACCGGUGUGGAGAAAGGGGAAGAGGAAGAGCAUCAUUUGCAAGCAGUUAUCAAUGCGGCUCAAGCCAAGAUCUCUGGUGCCAAAGUUGAGCAAGUGUACAUUCCCACCCCAGACGCCUCAAAAGUGUGGCAGGAUGCUUCCAAAUAUUACACGCAGAAGUUCAUAGCUCCUGCAUCUUACAUAAGGUUCUCCGCAACCGUUGAAGAUACAGCAGGAUGCCCUUAUAACAUGGAUGAAAAAGACGAGGAAUAUUUGGAAAAGAUGAACAAGGAACUACCACCGGAUAUCCCACGCUGCACGGAAACAGAGUUUGAAAUCAUAUCGCAUAGAUUUGAAACUGUUAUCAAUGAGAAACAGCCGUUCUUGGCUAUGGACCCAGAACACAUUCUGACUUUUGAUGAAAUCAAACCAAUUGCAUUACAACCGGAUAAGACGUCGCCUGAGGACGUGGCUCGUACUUUGGAACAAACCCUGAAUAUCCAUCCUUUCAUCACUUUGCUAGACGCCCCUCCUCCAGAUGGGAAACAACCCAGGCCUCUCGGCGAGUUGUUUGAGAAGUUUGGAAAACAAGUAUAUGCUCACUGGAAGCUUAGGAGGAUUGAGCGCAAGGGUAGGUCUGUGUUUCCAAUCCUCAAAUUUGAAGACCCUUCCGAAAAGGAUGACAGUGAUCCAUACGUUUGUUUUAGAAGAAGAGAGGUCAGACAGGCCAGAAAGACAAGAAGGUCAGACACGCAGGGAUCCGAAAGGCUGAGAAAGUUUCACAGAGAACUGAAAAAUGCGUAUAACCUUGUAUUUAUGUGUGCUCAAAGAGAGGUCAAGAGAAAGGAGUCUUUGAAGGUUGAGAAUGAUAUCUUCAAGAUGCGUUGCCAAGUGAAGUCAGUUAAGAGAGAGCUUGGCAUCAAAGGUGAAGAAGAAGACCUCAUUGCCCACAAGAAGAAGAAGGUCAUCCCUGUUGCGCAAGAUAUUAAGGACGAGGAUCGCAAGGACAGAGUUCAAGGAAUCCGUACAGGUGGUGCCAAUGGUGCCGCAUUCGAUCCACAGGCUCUCCGGAGAACUGGCAGUUCGUUAAAUCCAAUAGCUGUUCAGCCAUAUGUUAAGCUGCCUGUAUCAAGGAUCCCAGACUUGGAUCUCGUUACUGUAUCCGCAGUAUUGCACGAAAAGAAAGAUGCAAUCACUAGAGCUGUUGCUGAGAAGCUUAAAAAGCGGAAGUUGCAAGACGAGGGCUGGAUCAAUCUCACUGAUGAUCCGCUAAAUCCUCUGUUCGAUAUCGCAUCUGCAGAUAGCUUGAUCAAGGAGCCAUCUCACACCCCAUACUCUUCCAUCUCGACUUCUAUCUUUGAGGUUGAGAACUCAAGGUUCUUAGACCCAAGUUUGAGCAAAAUUUUGAGCGAUAAAAAGUCACCUUUGCCAGAUGUUUUGGCUUUUAGUGCUGCCUCAGGUGAUCCCGUCGAAGUUCCUGCUGUUGAACAUUACGAUUUGAUCAACAACAAGCAACUGUCCAUAACUCAACCAGUCUACAAAUUCCGAAAGAGAUUUGGUCGCAGAGGUAUGUGGCUGGACAGAAAGCUGAAUAUUGAUGAUUGUCUGCAAUUCGAUUCGUCAGAUUCUGAAGAAGAACAAGAUGCAGACAACAUGGAUGUUGAUAAGGGAGGGCCAGUCAACGUUUACGACUCCAAACAUGACAGGCGCCUGAGAACCAAAUCAAGAUUCAUGUUCGAUUCGCAGAUUGAAGCCUAUAACCCAAUCGAUCCUAGUAAGCUGAAUCAAAUUAGUUCACAAACACAGGCCAUCAGGUUUGGCUGCAUGCUAUUGACGAAAGCUUACGAUCAAAUGCACCAGGCAAGACAGAAGGCCAUUGAGGCUCAAAAGCAGAAUGCAGCUCAAGCUCAGGCCAAGACCCAACAGAUUCAAUCACAGCAAGCACAUGCCCAGGCCCAAGUCCAGGCGCAACUGAGACCUCAACAAGCGCAAGUUCCAUCCUCGAAGGAUAGUCAAUCAUUGACUUCCCAGGCAGUAGCUCAAUCCAAGCUUGAGAACGGAAAGCCGCCUCAGGCCGUUGCACAAUGA